GAGUUAAAUUUGGAUCUUGUUCAGUUUCCUCGUCCUGUUUAUAUUCAUGAAAUUAGAAUCAUACCUUUAGGAGCAAGAGUUCAAGCUGAUUUUCCUGGAGGACAUAGACUUGGGGCUACAAAUCCUUCAACUUUUCAACUUGAAUUUUUUGUUAAUGAUUUAAGUACAAUUGGUGCUUGUACUUUCAAAAAAUUAGGAAACCUUGAAUAUAAACAGAAUGUGGAUAUUCAAUUUCUUGUUAUGGAUAAGAUUCCAACAGAUGGUCUUGUGCUUAGAGGAUGGUAUUGUACAAUUACAUUGGCUGUAUAUGGUAUGCUAACAAAAGUUUGCAAAGAACGAUCUUCACCACCACCACCUCCUCCACCACCUCAAACUAAUCUUAGAUCACAACCAAUUGGUAACUUAGUUUUAUAAAUUAUUAAUUUUUUCGUAAAGAAUAUAAUCAAAAUUAACUUUGAUGAAAGUAGUUGAUUUCACUUCUGGUUGUUGAUUGAUAUUUUGAAUAUGUUUCUUUGCUUAUGGAUUCACAUUAUAGAGAUUAUUUCUUGUAUUACUGUCUUAUUAUCAUGCUUUUGUUUUAGUACAAAAUAGAAAUUUUUUAGAGUUAUGUUGGAGAAAACUACAGUAGUACAGUAGAGCAUCGAUUAUUCAAAA
This is a messenger RNA of Centruroides sculpturatus (bark scorpion), 654 nucleotides long. Its product is annotated as protein virilizer-like. The annotation marks the transcript as partial. Gene Ontology annotation, molecular function: RNA binding. Lineage: Eukaryota; Metazoa; Arthropoda; Arachnida; Scorpiones; Buthidae. Gene Ontology annotation, cellular component: RNA N6-methyladenosine methyltransferase complex. The record is from RefSeq and is a predicted model, not a curated record. The transcript has 4 exons.